Messenger RNA from Glycine soja, 1033 nucleotides. RefSeq lists its product as uncharacterized. The coding region runs from base 95 to 550 and encodes 151 amino acids. NCBI's taxonomy places the organism in Eukaryota, Viridiplantae, Streptophyta, Magnoliopsida, Fabales, Fabaceae. The record is from RefSeq and is a predicted model, not a curated record. The transcript is spliced from 2 exons.
CUUUAGAGCUUUCUUUACAUUUUCCAGAUUUUUAUUUUCGUGUUUUUCUUCUUGUUACUCUGAUGUUCCAUAAAGAUAAACUCAAGUUUCUUUGAUGAUGAUAUUUGCGACGCUCAGCGUUUUCCUGUCCGUCCAUUCUUCCUUCCUUGAGAAGCUUCAACAACGGUGGCACGCCUCCUUCUUCGAUGAUGAGUUUCCCGUAACGGUCGUUGUCGCGAGCAAGGGAGACGAGGGAAGCGGCUGCGUCGGAACGUUCGUCCAAGGAAGCACCGGAGAGAAGAAUGGCGACCUGUUCCCAGAUGAGGCAGAGAAUGGGCUCGUUGGCGGCGAUGGGAGGGAGGCCCAGGUACUCGUCGUAGCGCUCGUCGGCGGAGGCACGUGGGACGCUCGUAGAGGUCGUUGCUGUUCCUGGCGGCCUGGCGGAGGAGGCCCGCCAACUUCUCAGUUUUGGAUUUCAGCUCCAGACAUUCCUGUCGGAAAUUCUGGUCCUCUUCCGCAAGCUUCGAAACCUGGUCCGCCAUUUGUAUCGGGCUCGCCAGGACCUCCUUGACGAUGCUCGACAUGUUUGCAGCGGACCCUCGCUAGGCUAUUUCGGAUUGAUUAAUGAUUGGAUUAUAUUGUUGGAGAUUAUUGUUCCUGUCUUAAAUCAAAGGUUAUUAUGGCGUGCUUGGGUUGAUUUGUGGGACAUGGAGGGGAGAGGCUGACGGUGAGGGUGGCGCCGCCGGAGAGAAGUGAGAGAGAAUUAAUAUGGGAAUUGGGAAGAAAGAGAAAGAGAGAAGACAAGCCUAAAUUAGGAAAAGUAAGAAAAAAGAAAAUAAAUAAAAUAAAAAAGAAAGAAAAUUUUGAACCAUUGAUUUAAAAUCAAUAAAAUUUAACGAUUGUGAUUGCAUCGUAAUAACUUUCGCACGGUGGAUAAUGAGUUUCACUUACGCACCUGGUCUUCGCAGUUGGUUUAACGUUUAUUUAAACGGGCAUACAUUUUCAUGUAAGUUUUGUAAGAAGUAAUAAUUUGUAAUUUUUUAUUCAACGACCA